AUGUCAGAGAAGAGUGUAAUGCCAUACCCACCUAUCCAACACAGAAAGGUUGUCCACAAGAAAACACGAAAAGCAGUCUCCUUCCAAGCAGACCUUCAAAAUGUCCUUAUCAUGCUUCUCUCAAAACACGCUGACAUCUACAUCGGAAAAACCUCAAAAAAAGCAAAGCUCACAACCCAAUUCCACAAAAUCAAAUCGAUCAAAAUCAAUGAUGAAGUUCUUGAUGUGGUUAAGUUCAUCAAGAAGCGGUGUGACGCUCUCACCGCUAUCAUGUGCGAUGAAGGCGUCAAAAUAGAAACAGUAAAACGAAGAAUGCAACCUGCAAAACGGAUGGAGGCGUUCCACCUUUUAGAGGACUUUGUUGCAGAGUUUGGGUAUAUUGUCAUCAAUGCGAAAGACGAAAGUGAUGGUAUUGUCGGCGAUGCAAAAAUCAUUUCGGCAGAAACAGGGAAAGUCCUUUACGAGACAACUGAAAUUAAGGAGCUAGGCACUAAAGCCAGCCGAUAUAUCUCUUCUAUCGUCUCCCUUGAAAACGAGGUAUUGAUUAAAAAUAUGACGAACUUCAUGUAA
This is a messenger RNA of Entamoeba invadens IP1, 570 nucleotides long. RefSeq lists its product as hypothetical. Bases 1 to 570 code for a protein of 189 amino acids. Lineage: Eukaryota; Evosea; Mastigamoebida; Endamoebidae. The record is from RefSeq and is a predicted model, not a curated record. The transcript has a single exon.